AUGGCCCAGCGCCUGGGGCUCCUGCUGGUGCUGCUGUGUGUCUGCCCGCCUCACCCCCUGGACGGUGUUCCCUAUGAAGAUGACUCCCCACCACCUGAAGAUUCUACAAUUCAAUUUCCAGAAGUAGAGGAUGGUGAAUGUGUCUUUCCAUUUUGGUAUAAAAAUCAACUAUUCUACGACUGCAUCAAGUACGGUAUGAGGCACAAGUGGUGCUCCCUGAAUAAGACCUUCGAGGGCCACUGGAAGUACUGCUCCGAGACAGACUUCGCGCCCUGCGUGUUUCCCUUCUGGUACGAGCGUUUGAUCUACUGGGAGUGCACGGGUGAUGGCGAUGACUUUGGGAGAAAAUGGUGUUCGCUGACCAAGAAUUACAACAAGGACCGGGCCUGGAAAUACUGCUGACCCUGGUGAGAUUCACCGGAAGAGGAGGCGGGAGCUCAAUCUUUCUCAUUGGAAAUAACUUACAGAUUGACUGGGAGAGGGAGAAUGUGGGAUCCUCUUUAAAAGAUUCUUUUUUUCCUGGGAUGUGAAUUGUAGGUGAUCUGAUUAUAAAUUACUCGGUGUUUUA
Molecule: messenger RNA, 568 nt
Organism: Ictidomys tridecemlineatus (thirteen-lined ground squirrel)
Lineage: Eukaryota; Metazoa; Chordata; Mammalia; Rodentia; Sciuridae
Product: binder of sperm protein homolog 1
Biological process (GO): sperm capacitation
Cellular component (GO): cell surface
Molecular function (GO): heparin binding
Source: RefSeq, a predicted model, not a curated record